UCGUAAUUACUAUCUCAUCUUUUCUAUAUGACAACGUCAGAAGAACGCUAUUUCAACGCAAGCUGUCGGCAUGAUAACCGGGCUGCCAUCAUCUCGUAUUCACCCCUUUCAUUACGAGGAAUCGCACGGGCGCGCGAUUUAUCAGAGACUCGACUCUAUGCAGGAACAUAAAUAUUGACUUAUACAUCAAUCAAUUUGCGACUCGGCAAGAUCCGUACCUAAUCAGCCAUGGCGGCGCGACUUUUAAAUACGCAGGGUCGUACUAAAGCUAUAGUGUCUGCCGAUUCAGGCUCUUCUCUGCAGGAGACUAGCCUCAAUUUCCCAUGGUGCAACAACUUGGCCCGCCGGCAUCCCGGGCCACCUUCCCCAGAUCGCCUGGGCCCAAGUCGGCACUUCAAGUUCCAUAUGUCAGAAUAGGCAUUGAAGAAGUCGACGUGCGGAUGACGUUCGAUCUGGGCAUGCCAGGUACACGGACUCUUUCUCCUAUCUGCGCCAUUAUGCCGGAUUUGACGGAAAACUAAACGAUAAUGCGAGAAGGUAGGUAUGUAGGCCGGCAUAUAUAUAUAAUGUAUCUCAAGAUGAGUUGCUCCAGUUAUAGUGUUGCGUGCUUGUCACACUCGCGAAAGCUGUAUUACGUCUACCUGGCGGAGUAAUUAAAAGACGACAAAAGCUAUGGCUUCCAAGCUUGCCGUCGGCCUGGCAUUCCUGGGCCUUGCCGCUGCGCAGAAGCCCGGAAGCACUCCCGAUGUCCACCCCGAGAUCACAACCUACCGGUGUAGUGUGGCGGACGGAUGCACGGAGUCGACUAACUACCUCGUGCUCGAUUCGUCUGCUCACUGGGUUCAUCAAGUUAGUGACGAUGCUUACGGUUGUGGUGACUGGGGAAGCAAGCCGAAUGAAACCGCUUGCCCUACUAAGGAGGCGUGUGCUGAAAACUGUGUUAUGGAGGGCCAAAGCAAUUACACCAGUAUCGGAGUCAAGACGAACGGAUCCUCGUUGAACAUGCAGCUGAUUGUCGGCGACAACGUCGUGUCCCCUCGUAUCUAUCUCCUCGACGAGGCCAAGGAGAAGUACGAAAUGCUUCAGCUCACCGGCAAUGAAAUCGCAUUCGACGUCGAGGCUAGCCAUCUCCCCUGCGGCUUGAACAGUGCUCUAUACCUCUCCGAGAUGGCGGCAGAUGGAGGCCAAAGCGAGCUAAACCCCGGCGGAGCUGCCUGGGGAACGGGAUAUUGUGACGCACAAUGCUAUGUUACCCCCUUUAUCAACGGCGAGGGCAACGUGGACGGCUACGGGGCUUGCUGCAACGAGAUGGACAUCUGGGAAGCCAACUCGCGCGCGAACCAGAUCGCGCCGCACCCGUGCAACCAGACCGGUCCGUACCUCUGCACGGGCGACGAGUGCCAGGCCAACGGCGUCUGCGACAAGAGCGGGUGCGGGUGGAAUCCGUACCGACUGAACCAGCCCGAGUACUACGGCAGGGGAGAGAACUUCACCGUGGACACGACCAAGCCGUUCACCGUCGUGACGCAGUUCCCCGCCGACGAGAGCGGCAAGCUGAAGGAGAUCCACCGCCUGUACGUGCAGGGCGAAAAGGUGAUCAAGGCCGAGGUGGUGAAGAAGGAGGGCGUGCCGGAGGUCGCCUUCACGAACGACGCCUACUGCAACGCAACCGGCGCGACGCAAUUCAUGAACCUAGGCGCCCACGCGCGCAUGGGCGAUGCGUUGACGCGUGGAAUGGUGCUGACUUUUAGUAUCUGGUGGGACGAGAGCAGUUAUAUGUCCUGGCUUGACGGUGCUGAAGAUGGUGCUGGGCCUUGCAAUGCGACGGAAGGAAAUCCUACAAUUGCCAGGCAAAUCGAACCUUAUCCUGAGGUGACAUUUAGCAACUUGAAGUGGGGAGAAAUUGGGUCGACAUACCCCGCGAGCACGGUAAACGUUUGAUAUGGUAGACGAUAAAUAUUGCUAUACUAUAUACUAAAAGUUACUAUAUUAAAUGGAUUUUACAUUCGACUAUCCAGAUCCUCUUCGAUAAUUCGCCCCUAUAUCCCCUCAACAGCAUGGGCAUGACCCCUAUUUUGUCCCCGAUUAUAUGAAUUGUACAGCUGUUGGAA
Messenger RNA from Annulohypoxylon truncatum, 2111 nucleotides. Its product is annotated as glycoside hydrolase family 7 protein. Gene Ontology annotation, molecular function: hydrolase activity, hydrolyzing O-glycosyl compounds. Gene Ontology annotation, biological process: carbohydrate metabolic process. The record is from RefSeq and is a predicted model, not a curated record. The coding region runs from base 673 to 1941 and encodes 422 amino acids. The transcript has 4 exons. NCBI's taxonomy places the organism in Eukaryota, Fungi, Ascomycota, Sordariomycetes, Xylariales, Hypoxylaceae.